GGAAGAAACCAGCCAUGACCUCGAAACUCCAGUCUUGUCUGAGAUAAUUCUGACAGUUGAGGAAGUUCAAGCAGUUCUUGAAACAUUGGAUGUUACAAAAGCCACAGGACCUGACAACGUCCCAGCCCGUCUGCUUAAAGAAACUGCUCCUGUUAUUUCAACGUCUUUGUGCACGCUUUUUAAUAAGUCCCUAAGUCAAGGUGCUCUCCCGGAAGAUUGGAAAAUCGCCAACAUAAUUCCUGUGUACAAGAAAGGUGAAAAAGAAUAUGCUGAAAACUACCGGCCAAUCUCACUCCUUUCAAUUGUGUCGAAAGUUCUGGAACGCUGCGUCUUUUAUAACAUCAGGGAGCAGCUGUACCAGGUAAUUAAGACCUCGCAGCACGGAUUCACCAGAGGAAAAUCAUGCGUGACCAAUCUUCUCGAAGUUCUCAACUAUAUUGGCUCGAUUUUGGAUGUUGGAGGUCAAGUCGAUGCUGUGUAUCUUGACAUGUCUAAGGCGUUUGAUAAG
This is a messenger RNA of Paramuricea clavata, 508 nucleotides long. NCBI's taxonomy places the organism in Eukaryota, Metazoa, Cnidaria, Anthozoa, Malacalcyonacea, Plexauridae. The record is from the annotation of a GenBank genome assembly.